GACCGUCUCCUCUGCUCCUCCCUCGCUCGCUCUCUCUCUCUCUCUACAGAUUCCCUUCCCUCAAUCGGGAAACCCACCCACCAAUCUCUGGUCGAAACCCUACAUAUCCGCUUCGGCUUCUCUCGAUCGAUCAGGGACGCCGCAAUCGCGCGGGGCGCAGCCCUUUGCCCUAAUCUCCGCCGCCCGUUUCGAUCGCACCGCCCCUCGCCCUUCCUCGUCCGCCGCCGCUGAUUGGUUACCGGGGCCCCGAUUUCUCUCCGGGGAAAUGGCGGCGAUCAGCAAGGUGGCCAAGUAUAAGACGACGGUGAAAGAGCCCGGGAUUCCGGGCGUGCUUAAUAUGAUGGAGGAUGUAUUUACUUUUACUCCUCAUGAUCCUAGAUCAGCGAUGAAACUUAGAGUGGACUUUAGAAACAUUAAAGGUCAUAAAUUCAGUAAAGAUGGUUCAAAGCAAGCAUUAUUAAAUCUUACACAAGAUUCUGAAAAGGGGGGAGGUUACAUUUUUGAGUUUAAUAAUUUUACUGAACGUAAUGAUUGUCGAGAUUUUGUAGGGAAAGUUCUAGGGAAGUUCCAGGCUUUGGUGUCCAAGCAAAAUGAUGAACCGGCCUCUGAGAAAUCUGCUGUAUCACUUGAACAACUUAGCACUAUAGAGAUGGAACGCAGAAUGAAGUUGUUGCGGGAAGAUAGUGAAUUGCAAAAACUGCACAAGGAGCUCGUCAUUGGCAAUGUGCUGACGGAAUCUGAGUUUUGGGCUACAAGAAAGAAUCUACUAGACUAUGAUUCUGAUAGAACAUUAAAGCAACGGACAGGGUUUAAAAGUGCUAUGCUUGCAGAUAUAAGGCCAUCAACUGAUGGUCGGACCAAUAAGGUCACGUUUAGCCUUACGCCGGAGAUUAUUCACCAGAUUUUCGCUGAAAAACCUGCUGUUCAUCGGGCAUUUUUGAAUUUUGUUCCAAGCAAGAUGACAGAAAAGGAUUUCUGGACAAAAUACUGUAGAGCUGAAUAUCUCCACAGGACAAAAAAUUCUGUAGCCGCUGCAGCAGAGGCAGCUGAAGAUGAAGAACUUGCUGUCUUUCUGAAGCAUGAUGACAUAUUGGCUGAUGAAGCUCGGCGUAAGAUCAGACGGGUUGAUCCAACCUUGGACAUGGAAGCUGAUUUAGGUGAUGACUACAUCCAUCUUCCUGAUCAUGGAAUUCUUCGUGAUGGUAGCAAAGAGACUGCAGAUUCGGAGAAUGAUUUAGCUCGGAGGACUCUUGCACAAGAUGUUAAUCGUCAUGCGGCUGUUGUUCUUGAAGGGAGGGCACUAGAUAUUGAAUUGGGAGAUACGCGAGCUGUAGCUGAAGCGCUUGCUAGGUCCAAACAAGAGUCAUCUGCUGAUACUUUAGAUGAGAAUUCUAAACUAGAACGACAAGAAAGAGUUUCACGUAUGACCGAGAUUGAAGAUCUUCAGGCUCCUCAUAGCCUUCCAUAUGCACCACUUUGCAUCAAGGAUCCACGGGAGUAUUUUGAUUCUCAACAAGUCAAUGCGCUUAAAGCUUUAGGCGGCACUGGUGCUGGUUCCAAAACAAUCGAUUACAGCCUAAAUUCUGAGGAGGCUUAUACUUAUCUAAUGCAUCAGAUCUCUGAGGUGAAAGCUCAAGGGUUGCAUAAUCCAAUUGUUCAAUCUGAAGUUGCUUGUAAGGUUCUGAGUGGGCUUACGCAACAGAUUUCAAGCACCAGAUAUCAUCUUGGGAAGAAUCCUCAGGAGAGCGUUCUUGAUAGAUUACCUAAAAGGACCAAAGAUGAAAUUAUGCUUCAUUGGACAUCAAUUCAGGAGUUACUUCGUCAUUUUUGGUCAUCAUAUCCAAUUACAACUAGUUACCUAUAUAAUAAGGUCCUCAGGUUGAAGAGUGCUAUGACAGAUAUCUAUCAGAAGCUCAAGGCUAUUAAGGAUGUGCAAUCAGAUUUCCGGCAUCAGAUCUCUCUCCUUGUUCAGCCCAUGCUACAGGAAUCUCUCUGCAAUGAUAGCCUGACGUGGUGCCAUGGUAGAAGUAUGGCAUACCUUUAGCUUUUAUAAGUGACGUGUCCUGAUCUUUUCUCUAUUUGUAUCAGUCAUUUAUCUCUUAUAUUUGUCUGGAAUAACUUCCAAAGAAAAGCCUUGUCUGAUAGAUUAAUUAUUUUGACAAUCAUAUGCAUCAUUGCACAGUUGUGGCAGAUUGUCUGAUAGUUUAAUAUCAACUGCAAAGUCUAGGUCAUUUGGUCAAUGAAAUUAAUCUCAUUAUCUCAGGCACUAAUAGAAGUUUUAUUUCAUAAUUCAAAACACGUUCUGGGAAUAUGUUAAGCUGAUCUAGGAUGAAAUUUGAGGCACUUGGAACUAUGAUAGUGUAGUUAUUUAGGUGAACAAACAUGUGAAUGAUGAUAAAGUCACCAUAGUUUAGUCCUUAAGCAGUUUGAUUUUUGUACAUAUUGAUGUCAAAAUCUUGUGUUAUGAGCAAUUUUGUCUGCGAUGUAAGCUAGUGGUAUGAUAGCUCUCUUUAAUAUCAAAUUCUCAUUUAACUGCCAUCCAAUAUGGUUUUCUGCAUUUUGGUUAGAAACUGAAGCCUACUGUUCUC
This is a messenger RNA of Musa acuminata AAA Group (dessert banana), 2588 nucleotides long. RefSeq names its product general transcription and DNA repair factor IIH subunit TFB1-1-like. Gene Ontology annotation, cellular component: transcription factor TFIIH holo complex; transcription factor TFIIH core complex. The transcript is spliced from 20 exons. Bases 266 to 2044 code for a protein of 592 amino acids. Gene Ontology annotation, biological process: transcription by RNA polymerase II; nucleotide-excision repair; transcription by RNA polymerase I. The record is from RefSeq and is a predicted model, not a curated record. Lineage: Eukaryota; Viridiplantae; Streptophyta; Magnoliopsida; Zingiberales; Musaceae.